UCAAAUUGAUGCGGGCAAACUGCACGCGACCGUUUUACAACUUGGAUUUCCUAUCGAGUGAAGGCUGCAUUUAGAAUUCCAGCAUAAAACUGGCGGCGUGUGCCGUGCUGCGACUGGUUAAGGUAUCGGAGGGUCGCUUCUGGCUGCUGCAGCGCAUGCGAGGUCCAUCACCUUCAAGUCCAGCUCCACCUCGACAACAGCACCUGCAAUUGAAUCCAACCACAGUCACGACUUCAACCACAUCGCAAUCUACAGUACCAACACCUGCACGACAGAUCCAUACAGAACCUCGAGGCAACAGACCACUGGCAACUCGCUCGACGCUGACCUGAAACUGUGCACUACUUCUUGAAUUGCUAACCAUCACCUCUGGUGGCUUUCCUCUUUCCUCUGUCUCUUCUCCCCACACGAGUCGUUCUCAUGGUCCUAUCCAGCCCUCUUCAACACUGCGCUUUGUGCCUAUGCUAGCACUCCUCCUCUUACGACCGCUCAAACAUGUCUGGUGUAUACUCCGUUGAGGAUCUACUGAAGCUUCGAGCGUCGCCGUUGAUAUGCAGGCCACCGAACCUGCCACCAAUCGAAGAAUGGAUGGGAACGCAGGAAACAACAGCCAGAAGGCCCACACUCCGCGGAAAACAAGACGAACCUCCUCCUGCGCAGCCUGAGACAUUUCAGAAGAGACCAGCAUUAGUCGACUCUCAGCGUCGCACAACCACUGACCCUGAACGCAUAGUACUCGGGCCUCCACGUCGUUCUUUCGCCUCUUCGAAUGCGCGCACCUUUGGAAAGGCACAAGAUGGCUCAGACGAAACUCCUGCAAGAGAGCGAGGAACGUCAUUCCAUGAAAAGUCGAGAAAUGGUGAUGCCCAAGAAAGUCCCAGCUACGAUCGGAGAACCACGCAGACAAAUGGUCGCCACAAUCGGCAACAAAGCGAGGACCCUGAUUUCGAAUACCGCCGGAACUACGACCGCAAGCCAAAAUGGGGAGGAAGAGAUAGGAAUGAGCAAGACAUAGAGGACGAGCAGGUGAUUGAAGAAUCUUCACGCGUGGUGUUUCGGCGUGAGACGCACUCGAGAAUCAAGCUAUCUCAAUCGUGGUUCAGAAAGGACGCCCCUGAUGCCCAAGACGAGCCACGUCGGGAGUCUGACCGGGCACAAGAGUGGCGGCGUAACGAUGCAGGAAGGGAUCGAGACUUCGAUCGGUCUCAGAGAUUCGAGGCAGAACCAGAGUGGAUGGACUCUACUGAACCUGAAGAACCUUUCCAAGUGCGCACACAGGAAGAUUUCCAGCGAUGGAAAGAGAGAAUGAAGGCGGGUGGAGGGACGGCCCAGGGAAAGGUGGAUCUGGCUGCUCCUUCAGAGGAACCCCAGGCCGAGCCGCUCAAGAAGGUUGCUCUGCCAGAACCAGACGAUUCGAUGGACAAGUUCUUUGCCCGCUUCGAGUCAAAGACCAAGACGAUGGAGCCGAAGCCUGGCGUUACAAAGCCUCACGGCAAGACACGAUUUGCCUCUAUCUUCAGUCCUCCUCCCGAAGAAAGCAGACAAGUUGAGUCUGCUCCCCCUAUGCCAAGGGCGGAGCGACCAUCGUCUGCUUCGGCAUCGCAGCCAGGACCUGCCGUAAACGCGGACCAAGCAGGGUUUGCGCGUAUCCUUGAAAUGCUGCAAACUCGCAGUAGCAACCCCACGCCGCAGUCCCAAGAUACUGCUAAGCCCCGGACCCCCUUGUGCUCCAGCAACACCGAGGUCAAGCCGGAAAACAGCUCCAGACCGUCUUCUCAAAGUCUUCUGACUCUAUUGGCCGGUCAGAGCACCACCCCUCAGCCUUCAGUGCCAACACGAACACAACCGUCCGACAGUCCUCAGGGUGUUACGGAUCCGCGAUCUACAGCAGAACCACCAAGUCAUACCAGACAGCAAUCAAGCAUCAACAAAGACGAAGUGCUUCUGAACCUGCUUCGGCAGGCUAGUCUCGCGCCGAAACCUCAACCACAGGCUCCGCACCAGCAAGUUGAGGGCCGAGGUGGAGCGGGCAUGUACGGUGUCGCGGUCGACUCCAGCGGGCGAAUAGGCACAGCUCGAGGACAGAUGACUGCUAACGAGCAAAUGCAACAAGCUAUGGAUCAGCGAGCAGAUAGCGGACGGGCAAUGUACAACGACUCUCCUGUCGCAAUGUACCAGAACGAGCCCGGCACACGUGACCGAGUUUCUGCUGGACGACCUGUCCCUGAAUCCCAGCCUGGACUAGGCGAUGAUCCGUUGAUGGCGCUUUUGGCCGCCCAAAACGUACGGCAGCGACCAGCGAGACCUGCGCAGCCAGCUCAAGGGCCUCCUCCUGGGCUUGCGAGACCACCUGGACUACAUCAGCCGGGUCUGAAGGAACCCCAGGCGUGGCCAAUUCAGCAACAACCACAACCACCGCCUCAGCAACAGCAACAACCUGUGCGCCAGCCUUCGCUUCCACCGGGCUUGGCCAAUGUCCCUCGUCCAAUGCCAGGGGCACCACCACCAUACGGCCUACCUCCCCAACUACAUAUUCAAACUGGUCUUCCACAACCAGCGCAGCAACAGCAGCGACCACAACAACCGCAGCAGCAAAUACCACCACAGCAACAACAUCAGCGCAAAUAUACGGGAGACCUUAGUCCACUACCAACCAAGCCAACAGGAGUUCCUAGUAUGCCGACCCUUCCUCCAGGAAUGUAUCCGCCACCGGGAUUCAUGAACGCAGGUCCUCCGCCUGGAUUUCCAGGAUCCGCGGCGAUGCCGGCGAACUUGAACGUCCAAGGCCGAUAUCCGGGCGAACCGGGUCCUCCUCCGCCUCCUCUUCCGCCAGGCAUGAACCAUAGUGGAUAUAUGGAAAUGUAUGGGAACUUCGGGCCGCGGGGAGCUGGGGUCAGAGGGGGUGCGAACGAAGGCAUGCCGCCUUUUAGAUGAUGCCGCAAAGAAUGAGAGUGUGCAAGGACGAAUGGUGGAUGCGAUAAACCCGCCCAUGCACUGCAUGGCCUUGUCAUGUACCCUCCAGUCCCGUCAUGGCAUGUCAUGCGGGUAAGGAUGAAUUUGGAUGUGUGUGCCUUUGAGUGACAUGGAGAACCAAGGAGCCCUAAAUGAGCGAAGGGCUUCAAGUUGUAUGUGGGGAUCAGGUACGGGACGGAUGAAUGUGACUUGCCUGCCUUUCUCAGGUAGGUAGUCUCCAAAAAGCUGCAGACAGUGCAGUGGACUCGAAGUGCAAAAUCACGUUUGACAGCCGCUGAGCGUGGGUGUUCUGUUCAAUGAAACGGAAAAAUGAAAUACAUUGGACGGGAUUGAAGUUCAUCAUUCUCCUUUUCUUUCGCUUCCCACGGCACUGCACUGCAUGGUACCUGUAUGUACACUAUGACCCCUGUCUACGGGUUAUCUGGUGGAUUCCCGCAGUCCGAGUCGUUAAUACAUGUCGGCAGUCAAGAAAACUGUUCUUUCGUGUAACCUGGGUGGGAAAUACCGUAGCUGUACUAGUAUGUCUAUCUAAUUGUCCUAGUUCUUCUUUUUCAAAGCAUCCACAAACUUCUGCGGCGGAGGCUGACGAUAUCCCUCGGGGUUGUUCUCCGU
Messenger RNA from Exophiala dermatitidis NIH/UT8656, 3585 nucleotides. RefSeq lists its product as uncharacterized. The transcript is spliced from 4 exons. Bases 496 to 2934 code for a protein of 812 amino acids. NCBI's taxonomy places the organism in Eukaryota, Fungi, Ascomycota, Eurotiomycetes, Chaetothyriales, Herpotrichiellaceae. The record is from RefSeq and is a predicted model, not a curated record.